Messenger RNA from Monopterus albus (swamp eel), 2705 nucleotides. RefSeq names its product 26S proteasome non-ATPase regulatory subunit 11A. The transcript is spliced from 14 exons. Bases 215 to 1483 code for a protein of 422 amino acids. Gene Ontology annotation, molecular function: protein binding. NCBI's taxonomy places the organism in Eukaryota, Metazoa, Chordata, Actinopteri, Synbranchiformes, Synbranchidae. The record is from RefSeq and is a predicted model, not a curated record.
CAUUUUGUCCUUUAGUGACAGUAACCACCUAGAUGUAAUUGAAAUGCAUCGGUGAUUCGCCACCGUAAUGUAAAACAACAAAAAAAGAAUAUUUACGAGUGCAUGCAAUUGUACUGACAUCGGCACCACCAGCAGGGUGCGACCAUUUUCGAUCAUGCGAAUGACCUGGCCGGAAAACAACGAAGCGGAGUGGAACGGAGGCAGGUGAGGAAAAAUGGCAGCCGCGAUAGCGGCUGAGUUUCAGAGAGCACAGUCUCUUUUUGGAACAGACCGGAAUGCUUCUAUCGACAUCUUGCAUUCAAUAGUGAAGCGGGACAUCCAGGAAAGCGAUGAGGAAGCGGUGCGUGUUAAAGAGCAGAGCAUCCUGGAGCUGGGUGGCCUGCUGGCCAAGACGGGACAGGCUGCAGAGCUUGGUGGUCUGCUGAAAUAUGUGCGCCCCUUUCUCAACUCCAUUUCCAAGGCCAAGGCAGCUCGGCUGGUCCGCUCCCUGCUAGACAUGUUCCUGGACAUGGAGGCCGCCACAGGUCAGGAGGUAGAGCUCUGCCUGGAGUGCAUAGAUUGGGCCAAGGCUGAGAAGAGGACCUUCCUCAGGCAGGCACUAGAGGCUCGUCUCAUCUCGCUGUAUUUCGACACUAAGUGUUACCAGGAGGCAAUACAUCUAGGCUCCCAGUUGCUGCAGGAGCUAAAGAAGAUGGACGACAAGGCCCUGCUGGUGGAGGUUCAGCUGCUAGAGAGUAAGACGUACCACGCGCUCAGUAACCUGCCCAAGGCCCAUGCUGCCCUUACCUCUGCCAGGACAACCGCGAACGCCAUCUACUGCCCACCCAAACUACAAGCAGCUUUAGACAUGCAGUCAGGGAUCAUUCAUGCAGCAGAGGAGAAAGACUGGAAGACAGCAUACUCCUACUUCUAUGAAGCCUUUGAGGGCUACGAUUCUAUUGACAGCCCCCGAGCCAUCACAGCCCUGAAAUACAUGCUGCUCUGUAAAAUCAUGCUCAGCGCGCCGGAGGAUGUCCAGGCUCUCAUCAGUGGCAAGCUAGCUCUCCGGUAUGCUGGCAGACAGACAGACUCACUGAAAUGUGUGGCACAAGCCAGCAAGAACCGGUCACUCGCAGACUUUGAACAGGCACUAACAGAGUACAAAGCCGAGCUGAGGGAUGACCCCAUCAUUAGCACCCACCUGACUAAGCUGUAUGACAACCUGCUAGAGCAGAACCUCAUCAGGGUCAUCGAACCUUUCUCCAGGGUCCAGAUAGCACACAUUUCCUCCCUCAUCAAACUCCCUAAGGGUGAUGUGGAGAGGAAAUUAUCACAGAUGAUUCUGGAUCAGAAGUUUCACGGUAUUUUGGACCAAGGUGAAGGUGUGCUGAUUGUCUUUGACGAGCCAGUGGUGGAUAAGACGUACGAGGCGGCUCUGGAGACCAUUCAUAACAUGAGCAAAGUGGUCGACUCGUUGUACAACAAAGCCAAGAAGCUAACAUAAGAGAGAGUGAACGCAUCUGUCCUCCUGUCCAGAGUGAUGUGGGCCAGUCAGACCGCUGUGGAUCACUUACUUCAGCCCAGGAGGGAUGAGGGGAAGAGGAUGAGGAGACUACAGACACUCAGCAACCCAACAAACAAAUAUACCAGCUGACAACCCACAGACCAACAAACUGACUGUGGAGAUGCCGCUGCUCUUGGUCCUCCUUUAGUCCUCUGCUCUCCCUUCCUCCUCUCACUGUCUCUUCCUUCCAGUCUGAUCUGGGGUUGAUCUGACACAAAAGUGCUUCUCCCUAUGGACAAAUCCAGGCACUGUGCGCCCCUCUUCUCCCACCACUGGUUUCUGUUGUACGUAACAUUGGACGAGCCUUCCUUCCACCUUUUUUUCCCCUUCUGUUUCUCUCUGCACUGGCCAUCAGGGAAUCCUGUAAAAUAACAAUAAAGAAUACAUAUACUACUUAUACAUACAUAUAUUUUAAAAAAAAAAAAAACAGACAAAAACAUGCUUGUUCUGCUCUCAGAGUGUAACCUGGGCUGGUUGGCACGUCCCUCACCGGAUUCUACCUGUUCUUUUUGCCAACCGGACCUGAAACUGAAUGUCUGUCUGAAUGUUCUGAUUUUCUGCGAUUGUAAAGAAUGGACCCCACAGUUAACUAGGCCACCUGGAGACCACCAGAACAACCCCCACCCCCCAUAUUGCCCCCUUCUCCCCUCACGUUUCACCCUGAGUGGUGUCCCUCGGGUACAAGGCAUUCUGGGAUUUGUGGAUCAUACAGGGAAUUUGCUCUUCUGCCUACUUGGGACCAUUUCACAAGGAGAGGAGUACAUUCAGCUCUACCCUUGGGUAUCCUUUACUCCCCUGCUCCGCCCACUCCCUGUUUGUAUAUAGCAUUUUCCAAGCACCUCUGUUCAUCCAAGGCCUGAUGUAUUCACGCUGCCCCCCCUUUUUUUGUUUUUUUAAAUAAAGCUAAGAACAGAGUAAAGCUCACCACUCAGAGCUUGGUCAGUCCGAGUGCUUUUGAUACUCAAGACAUGACUGGAGACGUUCUGAGAUGGUUGGUUGGAAAGAAAAGGGCAGGUUUUGCUGAUGAAAAUCAAGCUGUACAUUUCUGGGAACUUGAUUUUGUAAGGAGUUGAGGGUUUACCAUAUAUGUCAGAAAAAGACAAAUGCUAAUAAAAAAAUUUAAAGCUGCAGUUUGUGUGAUUUAAGGAUCAGAAAACGAAAA